Acaulospora colombiana is the source of this 285-nucleotide messenger RNA. The record is from the annotation of a GenBank genome assembly. NCBI's taxonomy places the organism in Eukaryota, Fungi, Glomeromycota, Glomeromycetes, Diversisporales, Acaulosporaceae.
AAGAUGAAUAUCAAACCAAAGAAUGUCGUCCUCAUUAUUGGGAACACCGAGGAUCCAACUACGCCGUAUAGCAGUGCUAGAACACUUGCCUCUUCGAAGCAUCUCGGAAACAAGGCGAGGCUCGUAAAAUAUCAUACUCUUGGGCACACCAGUACUUCGACUUGUAUGGACGAUAUCAUAAGGAAAUAUAUCAAUGGGACUCCCCCGCAAGAUGCUGGGAACGAUGAGGCGGACAUCGAAUGCCGGCCGGAUAGUAUACCUUUUGACUUUCCUCUCCCAUCCUAG